Numida meleagris (helmeted guineafowl) is the source of this 2855-nucleotide messenger RNA. It is a transcript of the gene OGFR, whose product is annotated as opioid growth factor receptor. The record is from RefSeq and is a predicted model, not a curated record. Gene Ontology annotation, cellular component: membrane. Bases 93 to 2237 code for a protein of 714 amino acids. Gene Ontology annotation, molecular function: opioid growth factor receptor activity. The transcript is spliced from 9 exons. Lineage: Eukaryota; Metazoa; Chordata; Aves; Galliformes; Numididae.
UUCCUCCUCCUCCGGCCGGACCCACGUGCUCCGGCUUUGUGCGGGCCGGCCCGGCGCUCCUUUCGCUUUCCUUUUCCCCUGCCCGGCUCCCCAUGGCGGCCUGGUUCAGUUUCAGGGCGGAGGAAGACGAGGAGGGGGACGAGGCGUGCUUCUGGAGGUACGACUCCACCUGGGAGGAAGACGACGAUGACGGGGAAGAGGAGGAGGAGGUGGAGGAUGGCGAGUAUGGUGAUGCAGGCCAGCCCGAGGGAGCGGAGGCGGCCGCCGAGGAGGAGCCGGAGGAUGCGGAGAAUUCGGUGCUGAGCUCGCCCCAGGAAUCCCGGCAGGCCCAGUCUAGAUGGUAUACUAUAUUCCUGAAGCUGCUAAUGUAUUUAUUCAAUACUGAGGGACAAAGAAGAUCAGAUUCAUCACCAUUUUUUCAGAGGAGUUUUAAGUUCUCGUGCAGGCGCAACUGGAAUGCAGCAAGAGACUUGCAGAGAUACAGGCAUCGUUACCCGGGUUUGAUAGAAUCAGAAACUGACGAGGAAGAAGAUAUGUGGAACUUAAGCUUCUACAAAAAUGAGAUUGCUUUUUUGCCCCAGGGUUUGCAUAUUGAAGAGCUGCUUGAAUCUUGGUGGGACAACUAUGAAAUUCUGGAAGAAAACCAUUCAUACAUACAGUGGCUAUUUCCUUUACGUGAACAUGGGAUGAACGUGCGUGCGAAGCCACUCACGUGUCAAGAAAUUGAGGCCUUUAAGAAGUCCAAGGAAGUUAUGGAAAGGUUUAUACGUGCUUAUCAACUCAUGCUGAGAUUUUAUGGAAUAAUUCUAGUGAACCAGGAAACUGGAGAACUCAAGAGAGCAGAGAAUUGGUCUGAAAGAUUUCUAAACUUGAACCGGUAUAGCCACAACAAUUUACGGAUUACUCGCAUCCUGAAGUGCCUGGGGGAGAUGGGAUAUGAACGCUAUCAAGUGCACUUGGUGAAGUUUUUCCUAACAGAAACUCUUGUUAAUGAGACAUUACCAAACGUCAAGAGAAGUGCCUUGGAUUACUUCCUGUUCACCAUUAGAAGCAAGCGGAAGAGAAGAGAACUAGUCCACUAUGCUUGGCAACACUACAAACCUCAAGGCAGCUUUGUAUGGGGGCCCCGUGACAAACUCUUGAAGUACAGACCCCGCUCCACCAAGUCACAGCUGCGCCAAAAGGCUGAAAAUAAACAGGAAACUCCCGGUAAAAAAAUUGAUGAUUCAGUGGAAGAGGGUCAGAGCCAGUCUCUGGAGGAGGAACAGAAGGCUGGAGGUGGUGCAGAGUUGCAGCCUGAAGUGAAUGAAGAGGGUAUGAAAGAGGAGUUAAGUGAAUGCGUUUCAAAAGAAGGAGAUGGUGAAGAUGAGAAAAAGGCUUUGUGUGUCCAGCAGGAGGAGGAUUGCAACAGUGAGGCUGAAGUGCAAGAUGCAGCAGAGAAUGACUGUGCAAAGGAGAGCAAGAAGAGAAAACUGGAUGCAAAUAUGGCAGACACCGUAAAGAGCGGGCCAUUGAAAAGCCCUUCUGAUAUUGAAAAAAUCUCCAGUAAUCUGGAGGAAUGUGCAAUUGAUGCAGAAAUCCCCUCAGGUCCACUCUUGCAAACAGGACAGGACCAAGAAACGCCGAAAGAAGAAAAUGCAAACGCCAAAGACUUAACAGUGCCAGAGUCUGGUGAUGCUGCUGUAAAAAGGAGGAAAGUUGAUAAAAGAACACAAAGAACAUUCAACUUGGCCAUAAAUCUGAACAUGGCCCCACCUGCCCGCAGUGCCCAGUUGCAUCCAUCUGUUUCGAACGCUAAGACUGAAGAUGAAAAAGUCAGUGAGAAGAAUGCAGCUGUGGAGGAGAUAAGUGAGAAGGCUGAGGGCAGUGCAAAUGGUGAGGCUCUGAGCUCCUCGACUGCCUCCGUGCCUCCCGACACUGCCCAGACUUCUCCACUGAGCGAUGGCGUGGAGUCAAGUGCGGAUCAAGUCACAGCAAAGAGUGAUGAGCACCACUGCAACAGCACCCUCCUGGAAAGCAGCAGUGAGGCGGAUGGGGUAGAACAGCAUAAAAACGCAGUAAAUGUGAGUGAAAAAGAGGAUGCAAAAGCCACAGGCAACAAACAGGUUCCAGGGAGUCCUGAGCAGAGCGUUGCAUCCGCUUGUCCUGAACAAGACGGUGCUGAGAUUGCAAUUCAAAGAAUGGAUAGCUCUGAGCGUGCGGCAGAACCUGGUGAAGAGCACACAGCAGCAGUGUGAGCACUCAAGCAAGUGGAGAUGUGCUACCCCAACUGCUGAGGGCCAGCUUCCGUGAGCUGUACGCCAUGGAGAAAAUAAACUUUGACUGGACUGAUUCAGCAUAGCCCCAUCUCAUUUUCACUCUUCCACACUUUGAUAAAGUCAUCGGUAAUGACUUCACUGAGAACCAGCUGUUGGUUACCCUAAGGAGGAAAACCUUAAAUUAGUCAUCUUCCUAAACAAGCUGUGUUGUUUGUGUUUCUACUUUUUAUCUGAUGUUCAGAAUUCUUUUGGAGCAACAGGGAUUUUUGCACUUUGCUUUGGUUCUGAGAUGUCCCUUUUUAAAGAAGAAGAAUAUUGAUCAGUUUCCUUGUUUGAACUAGGGAAGUGUUUAAUAAAUACAUGAAUUUUAACGUAAGAUAGCAUGAUCUAAUUUGCCAGACCUUUCUAUUACCAUAUACAUAAUUGGUUAUUUUGGAAGGCAGCACCCUAUUCCUGCAGAGGUGUCUCUUUCCUGGGACAUUUGCCUGAAAGGGAUGAGAGUAUCAUUUUGCAUCAUGUAAGUGUGUUGUUGCCUCUUCUCCUGUAAGAACUGUAAGUUUGAGCUGAGGCUGGGAUAAAAUGUAUAAUCUUAAUGUG